AGCACUGGGGCUCCUGUCUCACCUUCUACUCUCAGCAGUGGGGCGGUUUGGGUUUAUGUAAUUAAGAGUACUACUGAGACAGACAACAUAAUAAACUGAAGUGCUUACAAACAGAAUAAGGCUUAAACUGUCUGCAAAUCAUCACCUGAAAUGUCCAUAUACGCAGCUGUGUGAUGGAGCUAAAAUCCUACACCAAACUGCUGCAACUUCUGCUGCAAUACUGUCAAGGUCUGCGAAAGAAAUCAGCAGUGUCCAUUUGCUGGGGUGCAAGAAAUAGGGAAAACCGUUUCAACACAAUCGUGCCAUCGUGCGAGGAAGGCGUGAUUUGUCUUGAUUUAAACCAGUUAGGACGUAGCUUUUUCCACCCCAAUGCUAAAAUUUACAUUGACAAGUGAGCCGCGUUAAGAAGUGGCUUUCUGUGUAUUGUUUCUGGUAAAAGUUAAUUUUUUCUUCUUUGUAUGAUUUGUAUGGUAUUUGCUCGGCCAAAGAUACAAAAGUACAAGAGGCGUCAACUGUCCAGCGCAGCAGCAAACGUUUCAGUCAUGUGCUUUCAUCAGUGCUCUAGACCACCUGUUCUAAAGCACAACUCUCUCUUUGCUUGAGUCAGGAUAUUAUAAAGAGGAAUGGAUUGUGUACGCAAACUCUGGAUCUUUGAAUCAGGUUUCUAAGGGAGGGCGUGUGCUUGCCAUUAGCUGAAAAAUUAGAUUCCAUUUGGAUUAACCUGUCAGAGAGCUGACUGAACCAGUAAGAACCGGGCUGGUGUAAAACUGCUGGCAGAUCAGCCAAUCAAACCUCAGUGGUACAAUGCUGCCCGCUGCAGGAAGUGCUGUCUCUGACAAUCUGGUGUGUCUAACAGGAAGAAGGAAGUAUAGUUUCUCACAGGUGGAAGCUUUAGUUAAAUCAGGGACCUUUUACUACGAUUUCAAUCUAUAUUUUUCAGAAAUACAAUAUUUUCUGAUGACAUAGACAGAGAAAAAAUACCAAGACAAAGAGAGAUUUGAGUCUAAUUUCAAAGACAGUACUUAGCUGCAGUUUCUUGUGACAGCAGUAAGUAAAAGUGAAACUAAACUACAGAUUCAUCAGAAGUCAUUACUGAGCUCAGAACAGACCGAGACAGAAUGGCGUCUGGAUUUUCUCUCCUGGAAGAAGAGCUCUCCUGUCCAGUGUGCUCUGAAAUCUUCAGGGAUCCUGUUCUCCUGAGUUGCAGUCACAGCUUCUGUAAGGCCUGUCUGCAGCAGUACUGGGAACAGAAGGGAUCUCGGGAGUGCCCAGGUUGCAGGAGAAGAUCUUCUAUGGAUAACCCUCCCAUUAGUUUAUCUCUGAGGAAUGCCUGUGAGGCGUUCUUAAAGGAAAGAAGUCAGAGAGCUAAAGCAGGAUCUGAAGUGCUCUGCAGUCUGCACAGUGAGAAACUCAAACUCUUCUGUUUGGUGGAUCAAAUACCCGUCUGUGUGAUCUGCCAAACUUCAAGAAAACAUGAAAACCACAAACUGCUACCAGUUCAGGAGGCUGCAGAAGAGUAUAAGGAGAAACUCAGGACUGCACUGGCUCCACUGCAAGAGAAGCUAAAAGCCUAUAAUGCAGUGAAACUAGUCUGUGAUCAAACAGCAGAGCACAUCAAGAGCCAGGCCCAGCACACAGAGAGACAGAUAAAGAUGGAGUUUGAGAAACUUCAGCAGUUCCUAAAAGAUGAAGAGGCAGCCAGGAUCACUGCACUGAGGGAGGAAGAGGAGCAGAAGAGUCAGAUGAUGAAGGAGAAUAUUGAGAAGAUGACAGAAGAGAUAUCAUUACUUUCAGAACAAAUCAGAGCCAUAGAACAGGAGCUGGGAGCUGAAGACGUCUCAUUCCUACAGAGUUACAAAGACAUGGAGAAACGAGCCCAGUGCACACUGGGGGAUCCAGAGAAGGUCUCAGGAGCGCUGAUUGAUGUGGCCAAGCACCUGGGCAAUCUGAAGUACAGAGUGUGGGAGAAGAUGCUGGGGACUGUUCAAUACACUCCUGUGACUCUGGACCCAAACACAGCAGAUCCCAAACUCUUACUGUCUGAGGAUCUGACCAGCGUGGAACUCAGUGAUGAGAGACAGCAGGUUCCUGAUAAUCCAGAGAGAUUUGAUGUGGGGUGGUGUGGGCUGGGCUCUGAGGGAUUCAGCUCAGGGAGACACUGCUGGGAUGUAGAAGUGGGGGGUGAUGACUGGGUGGUGGGUGUGGCUAAAGAGUCCAUCAGCAGGAAAGGGUCUAUGAAUUGGAGCCCAGCAGGAGGAGUGUGGGGUAUAUGGCUGCUCAAUGGGAAAUACAAAGCCCUGACCUCCCCACGUACAGCCCUCACUGUGCAGAGGAAACUCCAGAGGGUCAGAGUGCAGCUGGACUGGUACAGGGGGGAGGUGUCAUUCUCUGACCCCAGGGACAACACUCCUCUCUACACUUUCAAACACUCCUUCACUGAGAGAGUCUUUCCAUUUUUCCAUCCUGGUUCUCUGCAGAUCUGUCCACUGAAGGUAUCUGUAAGAGUGGAAUAGUGCUGUGGUUGAUGGGCAAGGAUCAGGUGAACAGACUGCUUCUUUCACUGUGACAAGAUUAAUGAGUAUAUUUGCAGAUAAAAAUAUAUUUUGCAAUGUUUUAUUUAAUUGUUUAAAAAAUAAAGAUCCAUGUCUGCAGCAGUUCAUGAUGAAUGUCCCUUUGUAACCUCAUGAUGUCAAUGUUGGAAUUGGUUUAUGUGUACUUAGUUGAGGUGUAAUAAAUGCACCAGUGAAAUCA
This is a messenger RNA of Anguilla rostrata (American eel), 2751 nucleotides long. RefSeq names its product zinc-binding protein A33-like. Gene Ontology annotation, molecular function: zinc ion binding; protein binding; ubiquitin protein ligase activity. The transcript is spliced from 6 exons. Gene Ontology annotation, cellular component: cytoplasm. The record is from RefSeq and is a predicted model, not a curated record. Gene Ontology annotation, biological process: protein ubiquitination. Bases 1119 to 2513 code for a protein of 464 amino acids. Lineage: Eukaryota; Metazoa; Chordata; Actinopteri; Anguilliformes; Anguillidae.